UCUUUGCAAAUUUUCAUUUUCAUAUUUUUUUGAUUGAUUUGUAUUGUCAUUUUGUGUGAACAGUUCACAGAUCAUCUAGCUUUAAUUUUCCUGUAGAGAAAUUAUGUACAUUUAGCAAAUUCAGCUUUUUGGGAUUGUGGGCUAUAGCCAAGCCCGUACUGUGCGCUGAUCUCGAUAUGGCAGACGAUUCUUCUGUAUCAAAUGGAACUGGGGCCUCAAGUAUGCCACGGCGAGGCGCACUUGAUGGGAUCGCGGAUCGGAUGAAGUGCAUGCUAGAAAGUGGAGACCUGUCCGAUGUGCAGUUUAUAGUAGGCCGAGAGUUCGGAACAACGAAGAUCUUUCGAGCACACAAGUAUGUGCUAAGUAGCAGCAGUGAUGUGUUCUAUACCAUGUUUUACGGGAGCCUGCCCGAGAAGUGUGACACUGCCAUCGAUAUUCCAGAUGUUCCUGAAGAUGCCUUCGAAAUCAUGCUCAAGUACGUCUACACGGAUAAGGUGGAUGUAGAUGAGGAUAAUGUUUACCCGACGAUGGUGUGCGCUGACAAAUACGACCUACCACGUUUGGGGGAUCAAUGCGUCCACUAUGUCCUCACUGAGCUCAGAGCUGGCACCUGUCUGUACCAUCUGGAAAGGGCCCUUAUGUGGGGUGCACCUACCGCACAUAUCGUAGAAAGUUGUCUGCACUUCGUGGAUGUACACUGUGAAGAAAUCUUGGAGUCGGAAGAUUUUGCUGAAAUCGAACACAGCACACUGGAAAGAAUUGUAAAACGCAACACGCUUUUUGCGGAAGAAAAUCUUAUAUACACAGCGGUGAAUAGAUGGGCUAUGGAGACCUGCGACAUUCGUAAUUUGAAGUUUUCACGGACUAACCGGCGUCAGGUGUUAGGCCCGGUUCUUCACCAGAUACGAUUCCCGCUGAUGACAGACAAGCAGCUAGCAGACGGUCCCGUUGGCAGUGGCUUGCUGACGUUGCCAGAGUUAAAAGACAUCUACAGAGGGUUAUUCAGCCAAGUGUGGUCAGCGCAUUAAAAAAAUUCCUAUAAUUCAGCCGUUGCGCAGAGUCAGAUUCUAAUAAUUGUUUUAUUAUGGCAAAUUAGUUUUGAUGCUUUUUGCAAGUUUUGUGACAAUCGGGUUUAAACAGCCCGCAAUAUUGGCUACUGACCUAAAGAC
Messenger RNA from Paramacrobiotus metropolitanus, 1169 nucleotides. RefSeq names its product BTB/POZ domain-containing protein 3-like. The transcript has 6 exons. The record is from RefSeq and is a predicted model, not a curated record. Gene Ontology annotation, biological process: neurogenesis. Gene Ontology annotation, molecular function: protein binding. The coding region runs from base 177 to 1028 and encodes 283 amino acids. Gene Ontology annotation, cellular component: cytosol. Lineage: Eukaryota; Metazoa; Tardigrada; Eutardigrada; Parachela; Macrobiotidae.